GAUUGACAUUUAUGUAGAGAGAAUUUCGAAUAUUCCUCCAAGCGCGUGAAUCAACGCCGCCAGCGACAUCUUCGGACGAAAAACGAAAUCAUAGCCAGCCGGUAUAAUAUUUGCGAGCCGAUCAACGACGAAAGGAUCCGAAUCUAACCGAAUUUCUUCGCCGUGAUAUUAGCCACAACAAAAAAUUAGUAACAUUCGCGUAAAAACUUUUCGGAAAUAUAUAUUUUUCACGUUCUUUUUGUGAUUCACUAUAGCUACCGAGAAUAUAGUGCUUCGCGACAUUAAGUUUUGAAAUCCAAGCAAGGUUCAUUGCAACAUUGGUCGUCAACAAUGGCAGAUGAACAGCAACAGUUUUUUCUUAAAUGGAAUGAUUUCCAAUCUAAUAUGGUAUCGUCGUUUAAACACUUACGAGAUGAAAAAAGUUUUACGGAUGUGACGUUAGCUUGUGAUGGUCAAACUUGUAAAGCACAUAAGAUGGUGUUAUCUGCUUGUAGUCCCUAUUUUAAGUCUUUGUUAGAGGAAAAUCCGUCCAAACAUCCCAUUAUAAUUCUAAAAGAUGUUGCAUACAGUCAUCUUCAAGCUAUUUUGGAGUUUAUGUAUGCAGGAGAAGUUAAUGUUUCGCAAGAUCAAUUGCCUGCAUUUCUUAAAACUGCUGAUCGGCUUAAAGUAAAAGGAUUAGCAGAAGCACCAGGUGCCAUUAAGAGAGAGGGUUAAAGUUAUACUUAUAGUUAUGGAUAUUGGAAAGCGUGUGGACUAAAAAGAAAAGUGUAAUAAUGUAAAGUGAUUACGUAAAGACAUAUACCACACACCAUAAAAACACACGCUAUGUGUGCACAACUCAGUGUCCUCUGGUUCAUGACUUGGAUCAACACACAGCGACAAUGUAAAUUGCCUUUUCUUCAUCUCAGUUAAUGUUAAUGUUGUAUUGAAUGUAUGUAUACAAAUAUGGUAGGGACGAAAUGUUGAUGUUUGUCUUGAACCCGUUGCGCCAUGCAGUGGCGACAACACAUUGAUUAUUUUUUUAAAACAAAGUGCUGCAGAAACUAAUAAGUGGGUCACCAUAGUUUACAAUACACGGGACAGUUUUGUGGAUCAAAUGGAAAUGUUAAAAGACAUCUUUACAACUGCUGUUUUUAAAAUGGAUCUACUGUCUCACUAUAUUUUCCUAUCGGUGGUUCCAUGGUAGAUCUGUUCACGAGGCAUUAAAAUUUCUUAAAUCUGUACCAAAUAUCGGAUAAGCACAACCUUUUUACCGUUUUCUUCUUUACGGAGGAUAGAGCAAUAUUUUAUUGUAAUAUAAAAACUAAAUAUAUUCGAGAAAUAAGAGUUUAUGAUACUGUAAUUGUAAGCCAAUGUGUUAAUAUAGGAGAGCAAGAAAUUUAGAUCGUAUCGUGAAUAGAUCUGUCAAUACCCCGAUAAUCCCAUGAAAGAAUGUUAAAUCAAGUUUACUGGAAGUUGUAACAUGCGUGUCGUUUAUUGCUCUCUUUUAUUAUCGACAGUAUGUUUAGUUAGGUGUAUGUACACGAUUAUUCCUCAAAUUAUUGGGAUAUAAAACAACUCUUGUGUGGAUAUAUCUGUGGUAUCUCUUGUAGUUCAAGAAAUAAUCGUGUAUAUAUAUUCAACCAAAUAUAGUGUUCGUGGAUUGAUAAAUCGUGUCGUUUCUCACCGGUUAAUAUUCGCAAUUGGCACGAGAAUAAUUGUUUCGUUCAUCUUUUAUUCAGUCGGUACCAGUUACCUCUUCUAGUGAUCAUGAUUUUUUUACUUAACCAAAUACUGCCAGUAUUUAUACCGGCGUAUUCACAAUAUUACCGAUAGACCAAAUUUAUUUAUGAUAAUAAUAUAUUAAGGGUUGAAUGUCUUAAAUCGAGGGAAGGUUAUUGUAAUAUAAGCGAAACAAAUUUUUGUAAAGUCGGAGCGCACAGUUCCUUUCCCCUCCCGUUGGAUCAGAAUAAUCAGAGUUAAAGGCAAAAAAGUCAGGAAACAUUAUCGAGUCAAGAACAUGUGUAUUGAUACGUGUUGUACACAAAAAUAUAAAAGUACCAUUUUAUUUGUUAUAUAAUCACGAGUCAAAGAACUUUGGCUACUUUUACUUCGAAGCACUAAUUUUAUAAUUCUCAUAAGUUGAUGGAUUAUGAUUUUGCUUUAUUAUUUUCUUAUUUCUUAAUAUAUUUGAUUCAAUUCUUGA
Molecule: messenger RNA, 2185 nt
Organism: Bombus pyrosoma
Lineage: Eukaryota; Metazoa; Arthropoda; Insecta; Hymenoptera; Apidae
Gene: lolal
Product: longitudinals lacking protein-like
Exons: 4
Coding region: 331-714 (127 amino acids)
Biological process (GO): regulation of transcription by RNA polymerase II
Cellular component (GO): nucleus
Molecular function (GO): protein binding
Source: RefSeq, a predicted model, not a curated record